UAUAUACAUAGAUAUAGAUAUAUAUAUAUAUAUAUAUAUAUAUAUAUAUAUAUAUAUAAAACGGAGAACGCACAAGAGAGAGAGAGAGAGAGAGAGAGAGAGAGAGAGAAACUAUUCAGAUACAAAAGAAAAUAAAUUUCUCUUAAUAAUGUCAGAUGACGACUGUAAAACAUGGUGUCACUCACGGCAAAAUGCUGUCGUUCAACCUCUUUUGACAGAUUUAUAUCAGAUUACAAUGGCAUAUGCUUAUUGGAAAAGCGGUAAAACCAAUGAUUAUGCUGUAUUUGAUUUAUUUUUUCGGAAGAACCCCUUUCAAGGAGAAUUCACAAUUUUUGCUGGUCUCGAAGAAUGUAUUAAAUUUCUGGAGAGGUUUCAGUAUUCAAACAGUGAUAUCAAAUAUUUGAAAUCUACAAUGCCUGCUACGGUAGACCCGGAAUUCUUUGAUUAUUUAAAAAAUGUCAAUGUAAAUGACGUUACUAUUUAUGCAAUGCAAGAAGGCUCUGUUACAUUUCCAAGAAUUCCAUUGUUACGAGUUGAAGGACCAUUAAUAAUAGUACAACUGUUGGAGACAACUUUAUUAACAUUGGUGAACUAUGCAAGUUUGAUGGCAACUAAUGCAGCCAGAUAUCGGAUGGUUGCUGGGAAAAAUAUUACAUUGUUAGAGUUUGGCCUUCGUAGAGCUCAAGGUCCAGAUGGAGGAUUAAGUGCAUCUAAAUAUAGCUACGUUGGUGGAUUUGAUGGUACAAGUAAUGUAUUAGCUGGAAAGUUAUUUAAUAUUCCAGUAAGUGGAACUCAUGCACAUGCAUACAUUACAUCUUUUACAAGUAUCGAUGAUUUACAAGCCAAAACUCUUGCUCAUAAACAAACAGGAAAAGUUUAUGAUCUUUUAGAGUUGGCAUCGAAGUAUCGAGAUGCUAUUGCCGGUGAUUUAGGAAGUAUAGUGUCUGAAGCUUCUAGUGGAGAAUUAGCUGCUUUAAUCAGCUAUGCUAUAGCUUUUCCAGAGAGAUUUACAGCUCUUGUAGACACAUAUGAUGUUAAAAGCAUUGAAGCAUCAGCCAAGCAAAAGACAUUUAUAACCAGCCUAAAUGUAAAGAAUAAGCUUCUAACUAAAGGAUCCAAUGCAUAUGCUCAAAAUGGUGUGAGAAACAAUACGCUUAUAUCAGAAUCUACUUCGCAUCACAAGAAUGGCUUUUUAAGACGAGGCGAAUUGGGUGAGCUCUAUGUGAGGAGUGGCAUUUUAAAUUUCUGUGCUGUUGCACUUGCCUUAAAUGAUUUGGAUUACAAAGCUAUUGGAAUAAGACUUGAUAGCGGUGAUUUGGCAUACCUUAGUAAUGCUGCUAGAGAUAUCUUUGAAAAACUUGCUGUUAAGUAUAAUAUACCAUGGUUCGCACGAUUGACAAUCGUUGCAUCGAAUGAUAUUAAUGAAGAAACAAUUAUAAGUUUGAAUGAGCAGGUAAAACAUAGUCACAAAAUUGACUGUUUUGGAAUUGGUACGCAUCUUGUAACGUGUCAAAGACAACCAGCAUUAGGUUGCGUAUACAAAAUGGUUGAAAUCAAUGGUCAACCAAGAAUCAAGCUCAGUCAAGAAGUUGGUAAAAUGAAUAUUCCUGGUAAAAAGAAUGCAUACAGAUUAUAUGGUGCAGAUGGAUAUGCAUUAAUUGACAUAUUACAAAGAUCAACAGAGGAAGUACCGCAAAUAAAACAGAAAGUUCUCUGUAGACAUCCAUUUCAAGAAUCAAAAAGAGCAUAUGUUAUACCAACACGUGUAGAACCAUUGCACAAAAUAUAUUGGAAAAAUGGUAAACUCUGCGAACCCUUACCGACGUUAACACAAAUUAGAGAUAGAGUACAGGAAUCUCUUAAAACAUUAAGAAAUGAUCAUAAAAGAAAUUUGAACCCUACACCAUAUAAGGUGGCUGUUAGCGAUGAUUUGUAUAAUUUUAUACACGAUUUGUGGUUGCAAAAUGCGCCUAUUGGAGAACUGUCGUGAAGCUGUAGAUGUUUACUGAGUCUUAAAUUGUUGAAAAAUGAACAAUGUUGUCUAUGAUUCAAAAGUAUUUAAAAAUCAUGCAAAUUUGUGUGUGCGAUACACUCUAAGAAAAAUUUUUUAAAUAUUAGAGAUAUAUUUUGUACGAUUAAAAUCACUGAUAGCUCUAUAAAAUAUCAUGCUACUUUGAUAACAUGUACAAAUUCUUCGUAUAUAUAUCUAAUAUUCUAUUUAUAUUAUUUU
This is a messenger RNA of Vespa mandarinia (Asian giant hornet), 2230 nucleotides long. RefSeq names its product nicotinate phosphoribosyltransferase (gene Naprt). Gene Ontology annotation, biological process: NAD+ biosynthetic process via the salvage pathway. The record is from RefSeq and is a predicted model, not a curated record. Gene Ontology annotation, cellular component: cytosol. Gene Ontology annotation, molecular function: nicotinate phosphoribosyltransferase activity. NCBI's taxonomy places the organism in Eukaryota, Metazoa, Arthropoda, Insecta, Hymenoptera, Vespidae.